Messenger RNA from Anas platyrhynchos (mallard), 8392 nucleotides. RefSeq names its product growth differentiation factor 2 (gene GDF2). Gene Ontology annotation, biological process: BMP signaling pathway. NCBI's taxonomy places the organism in Eukaryota, Metazoa, Chordata, Aves, Anseriformes, Anatidae. Gene Ontology annotation, molecular function: growth factor activity; cytokine activity. Gene Ontology annotation, cellular component: extracellular region. The record is from RefSeq and is a predicted model, not a curated record.
UUCAAAGAUUUUUGCUCAGUAGUUUCUGUACCAUGUAUUAUGGAUAUUCUGUUUUGAGCUUGGAAAUACCUUUGAAAAAACUGCAUAAAUUUGGCUUUAACAAUUUCAAGUAAUGGACUAUCUCUCCUAGACUAUGAGUAGUUGUUCCAAAAGUUAGUGCUCUUUGUUCAAAUGCAGUGGCUUAAUCCUAGUCUGAAUUUAUUAAGCUUUAGCUUCAAUUCACUGGAUUUUACUGUAACCUAUUUUUAUUAGAUCCCUUUUGUCUAUUAUCCAAAAUACUUUCACUGUGUAUUUUUAGUAUAUAGAGCAGGGUCGAAUUACAUUUUGGCUAAGAUUUAAAUAGGUACUUUGAUUUCUUAUUAUUCCAAGUCUCAAAACAAUUUCUCAUGGCUCUUUUCUGAAGUCUUUCCAGAACUUUCAUUAAAUUCUCUUUCCAACAGAGAACUUCAAAAUGGGACACAAUCUUUGGCAGUUGUUCCAUUAAAAGUCUUAACAGAAAUAACUCUGCUUCCCUCUAACUCCUGCAUAAUCCUCUGCUGAUGCAUCUGUUGUAGCCCCUAUAACUGCAGCACUCCUCUAAGAGCUGCUGUUCCAUUACUGAGCCAGUCAAUUCUCUUCCUCUGCAUCCCUGAGUGCCAGGACAUGCUGAUGAUGUGCUCCACUUUCACCCACCUGCUGUACAACCACCUGAGCGGAGCAGGAGCAGAACAACCUUCUGAGGUCUGUGAGGUAGUACGGAGAGCAAGCUGUGGAGCCUUUCUCACUCAAGGGACAGUCCAACCUUCUGUACCAGCUUAUCUUAUUGGAGCUGUAUUGCUCAUGGAAAGGACAAAACACACACUACCCUCAAAUGAAUGACUUGACCUGGAAGGCUCCUCUCCUGCUAAAGCGCUAGGUAAUUUCUACCAUAAAUAUUCCAUAUUCAUGGGGUGCAGAUUACCAGACAACAGGGGGUGUGUAAAUGUGGCCCUUCCUGCUAACCUACACCAAACCAAGAUUCUGUGUACAUGGGAGUGUCUGCAAGGUUACUCUAUCAACAGUUCUUCCCAGUUCCUCCCAACAGCUCUCAUUAAGAAGUAGUUAUCUCUAAGACCUUGUAGCAAUUGCCCAAAGGUCAUGGAUCCUGCUAGGCAUUUCUUCUCUAAAAGCAUUACAGGGAUUUACAUGCGUACUACCAGGACAAACCUUUGCAUACUAUUGUUGUUAAAGACCUCCAUUAAAAAUGUAGGGUCUUAUGUUUUUAUAAAUCAAGAGACACUCAACUCAUGUUGACAGAGUAAUGCUGAUGCAUAAAGAAAAAUGAGAAACUUCUCAGAAAUCCAUCAUUUGUUCCAACAGAACAGCCGUUAAGCAUAACACUUUCCAAAGUACGUUAAGCCAUUGCCAUUUCUGUUCUACAUGAAGAUUUAUCCUUUUUUGUAGGUCAUCUUGAUCCCAUUUAGCACCAGCUGUGAACAGAAUGACAUAUUAGUGUAGUGUAUUUAUGAUAUGGUCUUUUGCAUUUUGUUCUCCUCCGGGAAUCUUUUCUGUAUCUUGAGUUAGUCACUGAGUACAAAUUUGCUUUCCAAGAUGUGCCAUGCAAGCAAUUACAAAAUAGAGAUACCAUCCUACAAUCUAUUGUAAGGUCUAUAGGAUAUAAGGUAAAACGCUACUCCUACUACUCUUUAGGAUACCUAGAAAACCUUGAAAGAUAAAUAUGCAUUUAAAGGUUUGUUGGCAUAACUAUGCAAUUUACCACAGGCAAACCAAAAUUACUAUACAAACAAAACAAUUCUCUUAUUAGUAAAAUUUGUUUCAUUUAGGGGAAUAGUGUAACUUCGAGUAGAAACCCAUGUUUUCACAAGGCAUUUUCUGGUUUAGCUGUAUCGGUCAAUUCUCAAAUGUGCCCAAGGCCUUAACCACUAUUUGUAUAGAAGUGGCUAUUACUUUCUGUGUCUUUGGUAUUUGACAUCUAAACUUCCUUCAGAAAAGGGAGCUUUGCAUUAAACACUUUAAAUUAUUUUUAAAAUGGCACAAAUGCAGUCAGCUGCUGUUGGAAAACAUCACCAUCACUGCUCUCUUGGUUCUUCUCCUCCAACAGCCCUUUUGGUCUCUACGACCAUCCUAUAAACCAUUCCACUCAGUGUUAAAAUUUCUUGAGAAAGUUUUAUUGACAAACACUUAAAAUAGCAGGUCAAGAUAAUCCCACAAUUAAUCCUGACAGAAUUGAGGAUAUAGUAAUAUUGCAUGAUUAAAGACAGAUAAGCCAGGAAAACAGCUGAUACUAGUCAGCGAAGUUUAAAGGACAUUUUUUUCUAAACCAAAAUUCAUUUCAUUCUUUGAGAUCACAAUUUAAUUGUCAGAGGUAAAAGCAACAGAUAGAAUGCACUUAGGUUUUUGCGGACUGUUGGACUGUUUCACUUCACUUUCACAAGGCAGCACAAUUAGAAGAAACCACUGGACAAUAUAAAUGUAUUUGUUUAUCAAAUGAAUUAACAACUGUCUCACUGCCAAACCUCAAAGAGCAUCUUUCAAAAGCAAUUGUCACUGAAUGAAACUGUUCAUUGUAAAGUUUCUGCAAAGAUGACACUUGGCCUGACACUAUGUGACAUCUUCGUAUAUGAACUGGAAGUCUGUAUAUGACAACAUCCACAGCAUCUGCAUAGGAGUGUUUAGGAGAGGAGUAUUUGUAUAGACAUCUUGAUUUAGCUGCACUCUAUAUAAUCAAAACUCAUUUCAAGGUAGACAGAUGCAGAACUUUGUACCUAGGCACAAGAAAUGGAGGUUGUUCCUACUGAGCAGAAGAUUGCAUCCUUGAAAAUCAUGACUUUUCAAACAGUUUUGGUGGUUGUCAUGGUCUUAUAGCAUUAUAUGAGCAUCCACAGUGAUGCUACUAUGUAAAAAGAGGUACAUGAAAGCCUUAAAAGAUGCACAGUGGAGCAAACCCCAGAAGAAAAUGAGAUUUUAUUUUUGCAUGUGGUACCGGUGGACUAGAAAAACCAUGUGUAGCCUCACAUGGUUCACCUUUUCAAAAAAGCACUGAAAUUCUGACACAGGGAAAACAAGAAGAGUCGGUGCAUUUUUAGACACGUUCUGGAAAAUAUAUUCUGUAGCUGUUUAUUUUAUAAGACAGCAAACUGAGAAGUAACUUGAUUACACUGUGCAAGUACUUUGAAAGGGGGGAAAUGCCUGCACUGUGGGGCUCCUUAAGCCAGCAGGAAAGAACGAGUGUCUAGAAGGUGAAGGCAGACACAAUGAAACAAUAAAUGAAGUACCAGGAAUUUUUUUAAGUGUGAGUGAUGGUCUUCUGGAAAAAGUGCUACAAAAAAAAAAAAAAAAAAAAAAAAAAAGCAAAACAAAACAAACAAACAAAAAAACACAAAACAAAACAAAACACUCCAGUUUUUGAUAUCUUCAGAUAUUCUGGAGACCCUUCAAAAGUUAUGCUUUAGCCAAACACAAGCCAUCAGGCCCUUGCACACAGGUAGAAGAUACCUGAUACAUAACAAUCUUGCUAAUUCAGGAGAACAGCAUCAGUGCAAAGCAAUCCUUUCUCACUUUACAGGUUAGGAACACAGUUUACCAGACUGUCGGAUCCCAGUUGUCAACUGAACAGAUACAAAAGUGAGCAUUUGAGAAGUCUGGGCUCACUUUAAACACCGUAUAUGCCCUGCUACAAAUCUAGAGAAGGAAGGACAAAAUCUUGUCUGUAUCUUUGCGAUUUUUUUUUUAAUGUAAGAGCUCCUAGUGCUAUUCAGACUUUGUGGCACAUGUGCAGUGUGGAUUAAGCUGUGCUUAUUAAAAAUGAAGCGUUAAUAAUAUUGACAGAACAUGUAUCACUAGAUUAGAUAAUGAGAUUCAUUCAGAUAAAUAACAAGUGCCAUUUUUGCUUAUAAAUACACCUUUUAUUUUCCUCUGUAUCAUGAGAAAUGAUAUCAUCAAACUUGUAUUUUUCUCUUGGCCACUCCUUUUCAUGGGUAACAUUAUCUGCAUAGAUAAUCUUCACAGAGACCUCUUACUUUCCGCCUAGCCUUGAAGGCCUAGUUCUGUCUUUAUUCUGAGGUCACCAAAAUAAUGACUGGUUGCUCUGGGACUGGAAUGACCAUCAAGAAUCUAAGAAAUAUAUUACGUAAGAUACUAUAAAAACAAUAAUUAAUUCCCAUCUACCAAAGGAAUCAAACUGCAAGUGGACAAGCCUGCAAACAGCACGAAGCAAACUUGACACAAAACAGAUAUUUCACUGUGUACAAAUAAUAGCUCUUGGCUGAUAAACGAAUUAAGUUUUAAGGUUGUUUGCACUGCCAUGAGAUCAUGUCUUGCAGAAUCAUAGGUCUCCAUCAAAUUACUGGAGAUUUUCUGAUGGCAGGUUAUGGGACCAUGACAGAGAUUUGUGAGAUGUUAUUUACUAAUAGCCAAUAGAGUAAUUUUGUUCUAGAUCUCUGUUUUCUAGUCUUGAUGAAAACUGUGUAAUCCUCCACGUCCCUAAGAAAGCUUCUGUCUGUGUUGGAAAGGAAAUGAUAAAAAGAGUGUAAUUAAGCAAUGAUGACCUUUAAGUGAAAUGUGGAUUCUUUACAAUAUACAAUGUCCUUCCCAACAGCCAUAUGUGUUUGUCAGAUGUUUACAGAAUCUUCAUUAACUAAGAGCUUUGCUAGAUAACAGAAGCUGAAGCAUGGCAUCAAUGACUCAGAUAAGGGCAAGUGUACAACCAAUCUGCUUGACAACUGACAAGAGGCUGGGGUUUGAAGCAGACUGCAAAAAGAACACAAGAAAGUUAUUUGCAAAGGGCAUUCCAGUUGUUUGCCUUCCAUCUCCUUUCCUCUGUCUGUAAUAGUACAACAUUUUUAAUCAGCUAAAAUACCCCUGUCCUCUCGUCUCUCCAUCAGAAAGUAAAUAUAUAAGAAAUGCAUUAUUUUGGAGUAUUAGCUGCACUGUCUGUUUUCAAUAUCAUUGCCUGUCUGACAAGAGGCAAGCCUUUGGAAAACUGGGACAAGUUAUCAGCUAUGGGAAAGUCUGACGCACCCUUUCACGAUCCUGGGGAAGUGGAAGAGGAGACCCAUUUUGACUUUAAAUCUUUCCUGGAGAAUAUGAAGAUGGAUUUACUACGGAGUUUGAAUUUAUCAAGGGUCCCCUCACAAGUGAAGACCAAGGAAGAACCACCACAAUUCAUGAUUGAUUUAUACAACAGAUACACUGCGGACAAGUCCUCCAUCCCCGCAUCCAACAUUGUGAGGAGCUUCAGUACUGAAGAUGUUGUUUCUUUAGCUUCAGCAGAAGAAAAUCCAUUUCAGAAACACAUCUUGCUCUUCAACAUCUCUAUUCCACGAUAUGAGGAAAUCACCAGAGCUGAACUGAGAAUUUUUAUCUCCUGUCACAGGGAAGUUGGGUCUCUGUCUAGACUGGAAGGCAACAUGGUCAUUUAUGAUGUUCUAGAUGGAGACCACUGGGAAAACCCAGAAAGCACAAAAUCUUUCCUCGUUUCCCACAAUAUCCGGGAGUGUGGCUGGGAGAUGUUUGAAGUAUCCAGCGCUGUGAAAAGAUGGGUCAGGGCAGACAAAAUGAAGACUAAAAACAAGCUAGAGGUUGUUAUUGAGAGUAAGGCUCUGGGUGGUUUCAAUUGUGGAAAGCUGGAUAUCAGUGUUACUCCUGACAAUAAAAAUCUGCCCCUGUUAAUAGUGUUCUCCAAUGACCGCAGCAAUAGGACAAAAGAGACCAGGGUGGAGCUCCGGGAGAUGAUUGUUCAUGAACAAGAAAGUGUACUAAAUAAAUUAGGAAAGAACAACACUUCAUCUGAAGAAGAAGAACCGGGACAGGGAAAGGCCGUCACUGGACCCCGCCGGCAUUCAUCCAGAAGCAAGAGAAGCAUCGGAGCCAACCACUGCCGGAGAACUUCCCUCCAUGUGAACUUUGAGGAGAUUGGCUGGGAUUCCUGGAUCAUCGCUCCCAAAGACUACGAGGCUUUUGAGUGCAAAGGAGGUUGCUUCUUCCCUCUGACAGAUAACGUUACCCCAACAAAACAUGCUAUUGUCCAAACUCUGGUGCACCUCCAAAACCCGAAAAAAGCUUCUAAGGCCUGCUGUGUUCCAACCAAAUUGGAUUCCAUCUCCAUUCUCUAUAAGGAUGAUGCUGGGGUGCCCACGUUGAUAUAUAACUAUGAAGGGAUGAAAGUGGCAGAAUGUGGCUGCAGGUAGUAUACAAGGCAGGAGCUCUGAGAAUAAGAAUACACCUCCUUCUGCUCUCUGUAAAUCUGUACAUUAGUAAUGAGUAUGAAAAUCCUUGCAAACAAGGUUUGGAGCACAGCAUUGGGCUGGCUGUUGGUGCCGCUUCUUUUGAAGGAAAGCUGGCAUUUAAAAAAUCGCAAUCGCUGUAAAUAGUCUGCAUUAUGUAUCAUGAAUUCAAGUUUUGUGAGAUUGAAAGAACCAUGCAUUAUUUCUAACAGUGAUGUAAUCUGAAUACCUUAUUUGAACUUUUCUCUUAAAUCAGUUCAGUUCAGGUCACAAACCAAAGCAUCUUCAAAGCAGCCUAUGGGAUUGAGGAUGUCCUGUACAUGUUUAAUAGACAGAGAAAUACAAUUCUUUCAUCCAACUCUGAUAUUUUCAACUUUUGUAAAACUCAGUGAACUGAAUUUGGUCUGCAUGGUAAAGUCAGGAGUCAAAAUUCUGCAAGCCUUUUCUCAUGUCAGUAAUCUCAACGGCUUUUACAGAUCAUUUUAAGACAAAUUAUUUACUCCUCUAAGUGAAGUUUUUCAAUUUCCAAAGCAGACGAGACUCUCCAUCUUGUUUCAUUCCCAAGUUUCCUUCUGUGGGUAACAGGUGCCUCAGUUUCAUCUUUCUUAUCCUCAAUGUCCCUAUUUUUACCCCUUUAUGGCACAUACUUGAAUGAUAAGAAGCACAGCCUUCCGCUUCUAAGACACUGUUUCCUAGGAGGAACAGCAGCCCUUAUCUCUGGACAAAGAUAAAGAGCCACUUUGACCUACUGCAUAUUCUUAGUAUUUCUUUGCAAGAACAUGCAGUCAAACAAUGUCCAGUCUUAGGAGCUGUAUCCUAACACCAGUGGGGGUUGGCAGUGCUCAGCACUUGUGAAAAGAACUCAUUUUUAGGGGUCUAAAUAUUUUUUUUGGAGUCUGCCACCAAACUGUUUUUCUUUUUCUUUAUUUUUUUCUUGGGAGAAACUCUAUUUUACAUACAAAAUUCUUUCAUGCCUUAGAAAUGUGAUUAAUUGAGAAUUCCUGUCUAUGUUUUGGGACACAUGCUAUUGCAUGAGAUAAAUACACUAUUAUACAAUGAUCCUCCUGACUUCACUUGUAUUUUCACUAAACAAGAAUCCCAUCUUUCCUGCAAUUAAAGAAAACUUUCUUUGAUUUUAGUGAAGGUUUUGCCCAUGCAAGAAAAUACAGUGUCUUGUGUUGUUUUCAGGUGCUAGUUUUAAGUGCUGUACAAAGCUCUCAUGGUCCACCUCAUUUCUAUCACUCUACCUUCCACCAAAAAAAAAAUAUAAAUAAAUAAAUCUAUCAGAGAACAUUUUUGAUUCAAACUCAUACCAAACUAUAUAUCUGUACAAAAUAUUGAAUAUUGUCUGAACAGAAGCUUAAUGUAUGGAAGCAACAUGAUUUAAAUGAAUACAUAUGUUUUAAAUUAAGGCAGCCUUUGGGCAAGACGAAUUCAUUCGGCACGAACAGCUCAGCUUGAAAUCUAAUAUGCAGUUUAUUUACUAUUGUUAACUUAAUACAGAGAAAAUAGCAGGUGAGUGUGAGUAGGAUGGUUGUAAUUCCAUCGAGAACUGAUGGUUAUAUCACAGACCAUGAGCACAAAGCACGAUUCAUCAGAAUCCUGGGACUGAUUUAUAGCCUUUUUCAUUAGAACUGGGCUGCAAUUGGAUCAGAUCUGAGGUCUGGGUCCAUGCAAACUCCAUCCAUCCAUAGAUGCAUGUCAUUAAACUGUUAGGUUUCCUGUGACAUCCUCUCAUUUUACCACUCCCCACUGGCUUCUGUCAUCUUACAGUUGUUAUGUCUUACUCCUUUCAGACCCCCCUGUAUUCUCUCCUUGUUUUGUUGAUGUCUCCUAAGCUCAUGAUAUUUUGUACAACUUGUCCUCUUAAAGUAAAAAAAAAAAAACACCAAACAAGUAUGUGGUGUGAACACAUUAGAAAACUUAUUCACCCAUGUGUUAAGGUAAUUGCAACUGUGUGCUGCUCUUAAGUCAUCUAAACACAAGGUCCUUGUUAUAAUUCCAAGUUCACCGAACACAGGACUUCAUCCAUAAUCAAAUGAAAAAAUGAAAUAGUAAGGAAGAAGAAAGACCAGUCCCCACAGAGAGAAAUUCUCUACAAUCAGUUGUUCUUUUUGUCACACUCAGAAGUCAAAUAUCAAUCUUUGUUUUCCAAACUUACUUGAAUAAAAAAUAAACAUAAAAAUAUC